Molecule: messenger RNA, 504 nt
Organism: Trichoderma breve
Lineage: Eukaryota; Fungi; Ascomycota; Sordariomycetes; Hypocreales; Hypocreaceae
Exons: 2
Coding region: 1-504 (167 amino acids)
Source: RefSeq, a predicted model, not a curated record
AUGGUUCAACCACAUCUCAUGCAAGUUCAUCUCAUGGGAGUGUAUCAGCUCAGACCCUACAAGUUCUCACGGCUCUACAGUAACUCACGAGUCAACUCAUGGGACUUCAUCUCAAGCAACCGGAUCGGCUCAUGGAACGUCUUUAUCACACACCUCUACAACUUCCCACGUCUCCACAGCAUCUCAUGGAUCAAGUUCGACUCAUGGAUCAAGUUCAACUCAUGGAUCAAGUUCAACUCAUGGAUCAAGUUCAACUCAUGGAUCAAGUUCAACUCAUGGAUCAAGUUCAACUCAUGGAUCAAGUUCAACUCAUGGAUCAAGUUCAACCCACGGAACCCCCACUCACGGAACUUCAACUCAAACAACUGGAUCAGCCCAUGGAGUGUCGUUAUCACACACCUCUACCAGCUCUCACGGCUCUACAUCUCCCCACAGCUCAGCCUCAACCCAUGGGUCAACUUCAACCCACGAGACUGCACCUCAUGUAUCAACUUCAUCCCAUGA